AUGGCUAGGACUAGAAGCAAAUCAACCGUGCUGCAAAUAGCAAGUGAUGUGCAUAUGACAAAGAAUGACUCAACGUCCCUUCACGACAAAAUUAAUCCUAACCCAACAACGUUUAAACGUUCGAGAUCCAAGUCGGAAUCAAACGACCGUAGAGCAUUUACAGUGCAAUAUGAUUUCUUAUACCCGUUGUGCCAGCAAGAGAAACAAACCGUUUGGACACAAUUCAUUGAGUCGCUCGACUUUGAUGUUGUACUAAAAACAGAAAACAUAGAACAUAUCAAUGCCAAACAUUUGAAUUCAAUGCUUGAAUUCCAGAGCAACUUGCAAAUGAAUCGAGAUCAUCUAAAUGGACUCAUUAGCCAAACAGAUACAUUGAUAGAAGAUGUCAACAGCUGCUUUCAACAGUAUAAACGUAUUUCUGAGAAAACACUGGACUUUGACGCAAUGGCCAACGAGUUACUCGAGAAGCAAACUUUGCAUGAGCAAAAAUACAACAAAAUUCAUUCCAACUUGAAGCAUUUUGAGCGUUUGGACUCUAUUACAAAAAGUUUGUCCAAAUCGGGCAGCCACUUGCUAACUAAUCGACGCUCAUUUUUCAUCAAUGAUAUUUUGCGCCAUUUGGACGAUUCCUUGGAGUUCAUGGAUGAACACCCCGGGUACAAAGAUUGUGAAUUGUACAAGAGUAGGUUUCGCCAAUGCAUGACUAGAGCCUUGACAUUGAUUCGAAACUUCUUGGGCAACGAGUUAAGAAGUACUGAUGAAACAGUGAGUUCAAAAUUGAAGCGCAACUCAGAUGAAUCAAAGCAAGUUGUUACCAUUGAUUUGUUGAUUUAUAACGAGUUUAAUCUUUACUUAAAACACAGCCAAGAGACUUUCCACGAAUUGGCUAGAGAGCUAUUUAAGCGAAGUGUCAAACACGAUGAAUACAAUGGGUUAAUUAAUGAUGUUUUAAACACUUAUUUUCAAAUUCGAGGCAAAUUGUUGAAACACUACAUAGAUAAGACAUCAACUAUUAAUGAUCUGUACAAAAAGCAGUCGAAUAUUGAUUUGGUCCAAACCUGUCAAGAUCAAAUAUCCUAUUUUAAAAAGAUUGUCGAAAAGGAGUUUGUUUUAUUUAGCAAGUUUUUCACCCCAUCGUUUUAUGAAGAUGAAUUAAAAGCAAUGAUCUGGGAAGAGUUUUAUGCGUUUUUGAAGAACGUGCUUGAUCCGUUAUACGAUAUUAUUCGUCUAUGGGUCCUUAAGGAAGUCAACAUCAGUUCAUUAUGCCAAUUGACGACCUUGUUACAAAAAUACUAUGAGUUUGAAGAUUUGGACGAUCCAAGUGGUAGUGUUGUUGAUUCACAGAGCUAUUUUGGAAUUGCACAACAAGACACAACUAUAAGAUAUGGCUUUUUAUUUCAACCAGUCUUGGAUGACACUCAACAUCGAUUAAUCUUUAGAAUACAAAACUAUGUUGAUACCAGAUUGUUGAAGUACAAACCAAGUGCUGUGGAUUUGAAAAUAGGUCACAAGAAACAAUCAAAAACCAAGACUGUAAAUCCUUUGGAUGAGGAGUAUGACGAGAACUUAUUUCCUGACGUGUACCUUCCCUUGGCCAAGGCCAUGACGUUAUUGUCAAACAUAUACGAGCUAAUUGAUUCAGCCGUGUUUGACGACAUAGCUCAUUACAUUGUUCACGCAUGCAUAGUUUUGUUAAAAGGCGAAUAUUCGAAAUUGAUAACAGCUCACUUGGGUGAGGUGGAGGGGAGAUUGUCGUACCUUCACAAUUUGAUAAUCUUGCGCAAUCAGAUCAAGAAUUUUGACAUACAUUAUACGAGAAAUGACUAUACAAUAGACUUUACCAGUGGAAUCUCACACAUUUGGAAUUUGUUGAGAAGAAGAACUACAGAACAAAGACAGGAAGGGUUCUUCGAAAUUGCUAGAAAAACUGUGCCCCGAGUUAUCAACAAUAUGAUUGAUGCCAACCAAGAGAUAGAAGUUGAGCUCAAUACUGCAGUCAGUGAACUUUUAACGCAUUGUUCAAAUGAUAUAUGUGCGCCAGUUCUCGAAACUACAGAAAAUGCAAUUAGCGAGAAAUCGUUGUCUCAAUUCAAAGACAACGUUGUUAUCAAGAUUCCCAAGCUAUACAACGAUAUAAAAUCAAUAAUCAACGAUCCCGUUGUCACACACUUUCUAAUGAACAACUUAUCAGACUUGAUAUUGGCCACAUAUGAAGAAUUCUUGAAACAUGCCGAGGAUUUGCAACUGCAAGACCACAAAGAGCUUGAUUUGAUGGAAAUGGAUGCUUUAUCUGGGUUCAUUGGUGACACAGUUAAUCAAUUAUACGAGGAUGAACAGUACGACAAACCCGUAUUCAACGAAGAAGUUCUAGAGAAUCUUGAAUUAAACGACAAUGAGGUGGAGGGAUUCCAGCCUGGACCUGCUUCGGCAAAGACCAGCAUGAAUGAACUGGAUUUGACAAAGGUACCAAAUCCAGAUGCAGAGCACGCAGAAUAUGGUGACAUGGCCAACAAAUCGCCUUCCCCAACUUCACCGAUGUAA
This is a messenger RNA of Lodderomyces theae, 2541 nucleotides long. It is a transcript of the gene SEC34, whose product is annotated as Golgi transport complex subunit. Gene Ontology annotation, cellular component: cis-Golgi network; COG complex; membrane. Lineage: Eukaryota; Fungi; Ascomycota; Pichiomycetes; Serinales; Debaryomycetaceae. Bases 1 to 2541 code for a protein of 846 amino acids. Gene Ontology annotation, biological process: Golgi organization; intra-Golgi vesicle-mediated transport; cytoplasm to vacuole targeting by the Cvt pathway. The record is from RefSeq and is a predicted model, not a curated record. The transcript has a single exon.